GUAAUAUUACUAUGGAUCGUGUGGAUGGAUAGGACAGCCAUCUAUGCUUUGAGGUUACAGCUUAUGAUUACGUUGAAGUAGUGAAGUGUGGUCCUAGUUCUCGUUUUGCAUAUUUAAAGCAGUUUUUAUAAUGACACGGUUGUGGUUCGGGUAAUGGGUAGAGUAUGUUGGAUUACCAAAUUAAAUUUCCGCUGGUUGAUAUUUGAUUGCGGGUUUCUUAUUUUGAAACUAAGCUUGGCCUGAUUGGGGCGCUAAAUUAGGCCAGAUUACGCCAGUUGUCCAGGUAGAAAUAAAUUUAUGUCACUAUAUUUACACACGAAGUUCUCAAGGAAAUACAAAGGAUGAAUAUAAGCUGUGUUGGUGGAAGGCCGAGUAGGGCCCGCGUACGGACUCAUUCACAUUCUACGAGAGACGGUGUUUGUGGCGAUAAAAUGGUAAUCAAAAUGAACCCCAAAGCUGACAUUAGUCAUAGACGGUACUCUGACUCUGAAGAUAAGUCCUCAAGACCACGUACAUUGCCAGGGCCAGAAGAAAUAUCCAAUUUGGUUCGAAUGCAUAGUUCUGUCUUGGGUCAGUCAGCACCAUCUUUAUCAACUAGUAUAUGUCCCCAUGUAGGGGUCAAGAUGUCAAAGGAUGAGGAACAUAGUGGUCAGGGGCCGCUCUGGCAGAGGAUGUCACGUAGUGUGAGCGACUCUACACUUCGCCAUCCUCGUCCAAAUCUUACGCUGCCCCUUCCUUCUGUUACUUCUCUCAUGCAAUUUAAGAAAGAGUUAAGCCUGUCUAGAAGGAGCAGCCGAGUGUCUCAUAGAAAAAGCUUUGUUUCUACAACAUCACCAACACUACCUCGAUGUCACUCGCCUAUCUCAGGAAGUCCACUGGAAAGUCCCAGAAUGUCACCAAGUCAACAUUUUGCAUUUGCACCUGCGAAAAGGGGUGAUGGAAGACGAUGGUCAGUGGCUUCAUUACCAUCCUCUGGUUAUGGAACAACUCCAGGAAGCUCAAAUGUCUCAUCCCAGUGUUCAAGUCAGGAGAGACUGCAUCAACUUCCGAACAUCCCCACUUCAGAAGAACUGCAGAUGCUGACAUCUCACUUCUCAUCCAAUGACAGCAAUCCUAGCAUUGAUGAUGAAGGGAGAAGAUCUCCAUUUCAUCGGCCUCGAUCUCGGAGUCUGAGCUUGGCCUGGCUCUGUAUCGCCACACUAGAUAGCCCAAGUCGAUCGCCUGUUGUUGAUGAUGAGAUAGUGAUGAUGAAUACUUUGUACAAGGAAAGGUUCCCAAAGGCUACUCAGCAGAUGGAAGAACGGUUACAAAGUUUUAUAAAUGACAACAAAUCUAUUGAUGCAAGGGAGAGCUAUGAAAAUAUGCCCAAAGAUUCCAUACCAAUAAUAAGAUUUGUUCAUCAUCAAGUCAUUGAAAUGGCUAGAGAUUGUUUACAGAAGUCAGAGGAGAAACUUGUCACUAGUAGAUAUUUCUAUGAGAUGUCUGAAAAUCUGGAGAGGUUAUUGUCAGAGACAAAAGAAAAGUCUCCUGAAGCAGCUACAAGGUUAACAGGCGCUAUAAAGAAGUUACUUUUGAUAAUAUCACGACCAGCUCGACUGCUUGAGUGCUUGGAGUUUGAUCCAGAAGAGUUUUACCACUUACUUGAACAAGCUGAAGGACAAGCUAAAACAUCACAAGGGAUUAAGGCUGACAUUCCACAGUACAUCAUAACCAAAUUAGGUUUAAACAGAGAUCCUAUAGCUGAACUACAAGAAGAUCUGAGUCAGUUGGAAACCACAUGUUCCUCACCUGAAAAGAUUCAGUUGUGUAUACCUCACUCAACACCAAAGGAGGAGAAGGAAACAAAGGUGCCUUCUGAAGAUGAUUUUGAAAUUAUAAAGUUAAUUUCUAAUGGAGCAUAUGGUGCUGUAUAUCUGGUACGUUUGAAAGAAACCCAUCAAAGAUUUGCUAUGAAGAAGAUUAGCAAGAACAACUUGAUGCUCAGAAAUCAAGUUGACCAAGUGUUUGCUGAGAGAGAUAUUAUGAGUUUCACUGACAACCCUUUUGUUGUUAGUAUGUAUUGCAGUUUUGAAACAAAGAAACAUCUAUGCCUUGUUAUGGAAUAUGUGGAAGGAGGAGAUUGUGCAACACUUGUGAAAAACAUUGGUCCACUACCUCCUGACAUGGCCAGGUUUUACUUUGCUGAAACUGUUUUAGCUGUCGAAUAUUUGCACAGUUAUGGUAUUGUUCACAGAGAUUUGAAACCAGAUAACUUGUUAAUCACUGCCCUGGGCCACAUCAAACUCACUGAUUUUGGACUAAGCAAGAUGGGUCUUAUGUCAUUGGCUACCAAUUUGUACGAAGGUUACAUAGACAGGGAAACAAAACAGUUCUCUGACAAACAAGUGUUUGGAACACCAGAGUAUAUUGCACCAGAAGUAAUAUUGAGGCAAGGGUAUGGCAAACCAGUGGAUUGGUGGUCGCUGGGUAUAAUACUGUAUGAAUUUUUAAUUGGAUGUGUGCCAUUCUUUGGAGAAACACCAGAAGAGUUAUUUGCUCACACAGUAAAUGAUGAUAUUGAAUGGCCUGAUGAAGAUGACUGGCCUGUUCAGCCUGAAGCAAAGGACAUAAUUACAGCAUUAUUACAACAAAAUGCUAGAGAACGUUUGGGAACUGGUGGUCCUCAAGAAGUUAAAGAACAUCCUUAUUUUUUUGGUGUUGACUGGAAUUCACUUUUAAGGCAAAAGGCAGAAUUUGUUCCACAGAUUGACCAUGAAGAGGACACAAGUUAUUUUGAUACUCGAGUGGACAGAUAUAAUCAUGAUAUAGGGGAAGACACAGAUGACACAGAUGAUUCUCCAUUGUUUGGCUCUUUCUCUUCGUGCUCUCCACAGUAUCGUAAAGUACAGACACGUCUAGGAGUAUAUGAAGAAUUGGAAGAUAGCACAGCAAGGAAGUCAUUUUCACGUGGUGAUUCUGGUCAGUCAGAUCAUUCUGAAUCUUCUCCCUCCAAUUUGGGUAGCACUGUGGAUACUCCUGAAGCAGAUGGUAUAAAGGAAUUGGUCGAAUUUGCAGAACAAAGUCGUCAGAAGAAAAUAGCAAAUCCAACUACACCAGAAUCUUCACAGACAGAAAGUGAUGAUGUUUCACCUCAAAUUCAGAGGAAGCGGCGCCUUCAUAGCAAAGAUUCUCUACCACGGUUUUCAAUUUCCAUUGAGGAUAAUCGUUGCAGCAUGGAUUUGGAGCACCUUCAGGAAAUUGCUGCAGUAGAAGACAGGAAUAGUCAAGGUACAGAGGCUGCAAGUACACAGAGGAUUUCCUUGCCAUGCAAACAUCGAUCCAGAGCUGUUAUCAAAAGUGCAUCUGCAUCAGGCCUCUCCUUGAUGAUCCCUUCAGAUGACUGUCCCCCCCAGCCAGUUCAGUCACCUGGUGGAUCCAGUACUGCGAGUUCCCGGGAUACUUCACCCUGUCGGGAGUUGUCUCCUCUUGUCACUAGCCUGAAGCCUCCUAUUAUCAUCCGACGGGGACCACGUGGAUUUGGAUUUACAGUUCAUACUAUUCGAGUUUAUUAUGGGGAUACAGACUUCUAUACAAUGCACCAUCUGGUUAUGGCAGUGGAUGAUGGGAGUCCAGCAUUUGAGUCAGGUGUACGACCAGGGGACCUGAUCACACACAUCAAUGGAGAAGCUGUACAGGGCCUAUACCACACUCAGGUUCUGCAACUAUUGUUGUCUGGAGGAGACCAUGUAACGCUUCGUUCCACUCCACUAGAAAACACUUCCAUCAGGACAGGUGGCCGUAAGCGAGAGCCAUGGCAGAGCAAAUUGGCAAAACGGAGCAUGCAUAGGCAGCGGCGACAGAAGCGGGAACAUAAUGAUAAGAGACGCAAAUCUUCACUAUUCCGUCGGAUCAGCAGCAAACGGGCCAGUGUGGAGAUGCAACAACCUAUGAAAAUUACAUGCCCACUUUCUGCUCCUGUUGUUCCAGCUGACUUAAUGCCUCAGUUCAUGAUUGCAGCCAGCACAUCUUCACCACCCUUAGUAACUCCCACAAGAAGUUUCCAGCCAUUACCACGAACACUGUCCUCUCAGGAUCUUCCUGGAUCUCCAACACACAGUAAAACCUUGCGAUCACCCCCAACAAACCGCAUUACCUUUUCCUCUCCAGAAUCAUCUCACUCUCCGGUCAAUUCUUCCCAGUCAAGCUCCCCAAGCUCCUCAGCACCCAACAGUCCAGCAGGAGUUCCAUCUGGUGCAACAGUACAUUAUCAGAGACCUUCAACAUUACAUGGACUUAAACAUAAACUUCACACAGCAGCCAAAAGCAUUCAUUCUCCAAAUCGCCGGAAAUCUGUGGGACACAUACCGUUGUCACCAUUAGCAAGAACUCCUUCUCCAUCUCCACUUCCAUCAUCUCCAACACGUUCCCCUAGUCCACUGGCAUUCCCAACAGGUCACCAUCCUGGUAGUUCCAAUACCACACAAUCAUAUAGCCCAGGAACUUCAUUAUCAACACCAGGCUCUGGAAACAAAAAAGGAUUUGGAAGACCAAAAAGUGCUGAGCCAGGUUCUCCUCUGCUUCGGCGUGCCCUCUCGCCUGACCGUCUCCAUCCUCGUAGUGCUGAGAGCAAAAGUAAGCCAGCGCCAUCUUCCAUUUCACCUUUGUGCAAUCCUGCUCUUAAGGUAACCAUCUCAAGUGCACCCAGGGUCACUAUCACAUCCCAGUCCCCACCAGUACCUUCAAGACCUACAGUGACCGAAUAUGUAAGUUCAAAUGCUCAGGUGAUUACCUCAAAACCACCUGAACAUCCUUUAUUGGCUCGGCCUGCCAGGGACAUGCCUAUGGAAAAGUCCCUCAAUUACACAGAUCUACAUCAGCGUUCAGAUCAUAAGGAUAAGAAAAUAACUGCAGAGUCUAAUUUUGUAACUAUGAUUGGAAGUUCAUUAGAUGAAGACCAGCAUAUAAGUAACAGUGAAUUUAUGAAAUUGGAACAUAGGACCUCCUUACCCACGGGAUCUGUGAAUGUUGGUGUGAUAGUGCCAUGUGAUAGGACCUCUCAACAUCUUCCUCGCAUCGCUGAGGAAAAAGACUCACCCACAGGAUCAAAGGAGGAAGCCAUAGCAAUGAACCCUCUUGUUACGGAAGCACCGUCAAGUACUGAGAAAUCUGUUGUAAAAGACCAAGAAAGCAACAACAUAAACUUUGGUUUAGUUAAAAACAUAGAAAGUAGUUUGAGAAAGAGCAGGACUGAGAAUAAGUGUGACUUGAAUACACAAAAAGGAAAAACCAGUGAUUUUAAAGCAAUUAAAGUUUCUGAGGAGAAAUUCAUAUCAAGCACCAAGUCUGAUACAAGAACACACCGAAAGGACUGUAGUGAUUCUUCAUGUAAUAAAACAGAAGGUAAGAAUAGCAAAUCAGCUAUUCCUGAAAAAGAAGUAAAACCCAAGGUUGUUGAUGAGUCAAGCAGCUCUCAUUCAGAAACAGGAAAAAGUUCUGCUCAAGAGAAGAGGGAAUUAUAUCGGGUGGGCUCGAGCAAGGAGUAACAUGUAUUUAUAAUGUGUAUGCCUGUUGUUAACACAAUUGUAUAAAUGUUUAUUCAGAAGUUGAGAAUUUUAAUGUUGAUAUGCUGCCACAAACAGCAUACAAAUAUUGUAAAUAGUGUUUGGAUAUAAAAUUGUCACUCUUUUAAUUAGUAUUUGGUUAUAUCAACAUUUCAUAAAAAUAGAGGCACAGCAGAAGUUCCUUUGGCUGUGUAUGCAUCCCAUCCAGCUCGCUAGUGGAGAACAACUUGCUCCUGAUUUGCAAGUGCUAUGUAAGGACAUUUCAGACUGCUUUACAAAUUCAGAAUAUGAAUUGUUGUAGUCAAGACCAGACAUUUGUCAUUGUGGCAGAUUGUUUCUCUCCCCAACCAGCUAAUUGACAAACAAAAAAAUUUGUUUUCUUGCUGAUAUGCAUAGAUUGUUUGGGUGUAGUAUUAUUCCAGUGCAUCUACUGUGCCUUGCUCCAGUGAAACCAUGUCUUAUUAUGAAAACAGGGCUCACACUGAGUGGUGUUCCACGAAGAUAUGUCCAGAGUUGAAAGCAUAUUUCACUGAGACUUGCUGCAUAGGGGGUCUAUGUUACCAGUCAAUUGAAUGAGAGCUGCACACAGUUGAGAAGAAUUUCUUAUGUCCUUCAAUCAGCUUAAAUAAUUUUAAUUGAACAUAAAUAUUCACAGUAAAUUGAUUUGUUGUAAAAUGAGCUCUGUAAUACAAGGUAUUAAACUGUAUAUGAUGUAUCUGAAAAUUAAUACAGCAUUCAUUAUA
Messenger RNA from Cryptotermes secundus, 6283 nucleotides. RefSeq names its product microtubule-associated serine/threonine-protein kinase 3 (gene dop). Gene Ontology annotation, biological process: peptidyl-serine phosphorylation; intracellular signal transduction. The record is from RefSeq and is a predicted model, not a curated record. The transcript is spliced from 24 exons. Bases 342 to 5522 code for a protein of 1726 amino acids. Gene Ontology annotation, molecular function: magnesium ion binding; protein serine/threonine kinase activity; ATP binding. Lineage: Eukaryota; Metazoa; Arthropoda; Insecta; Blattodea; Kalotermitidae.